GUGAAACUGAAAACUCUGUUGCACCGAAACAAGCUCCUGAGGAAACAAAUAAACUUCCAUCAUGUCUUUAUCAUUAUUGCCAUCUUGUCUGUGCAAACAUAUGGAUAAACCCAUGUUUUCUGCCAAGCUCAUUUUAUAGUUUUCAAAUCUCACAUGAUCAGAGUUGAGAUUAUAGAAGAGUGUCUCUCCUUUUGUUGAAUUGUCUCUGGAAAAACAAGAAAAGGGUCUGUGUCUCUCUGUUGAUUCUGGUACUUGAGCUUUGAAGAUGGCAGGAGGGUCUAUUGGGCCGGCUGGUGUGGCCAAGGAGAGGGCAGAGCAGUAUCAAGGGAGAGUCACCUGUUCUGUAAUCAUUGCAUGUGUUAUUGCUGCUGUUGGUGGCUCUCUCUUUGGCUAUGAUAUUGGGAUUUCAGGAGGAGUGACAUCAAUGGAUGGAUUUCUUAAGAAAUUUUUCCAUGGUGUAUAUGAAAAGAAGCAGCGUGCUCAUGAAAACAACUACUGCAAGUACAAUGACCAAGGGCUAUCAGCCUUUACCUCUUCUCUCUACCUUGCUGGUUUGGUUUCAUCUCUGGUUGCAAGUCCUAUCACAAGAAUUUAUGGACGUCGAAUAAGUAUAAUAUGUGGUGGUUCCAGCUUUCUUAUUGGAGCAAUCUUAAAUGCCACAUCCAUCAACCUGGCAAUGCUUCUCAUGGGUCGGAUCAUGCUUGGUGUCGGCAUUGGAUUUGGAAAUCAGGCUGUUCCACUAUACUUAUCAGAGAUGGCACCAACUCAUCUCAGAGGAGCACUAAACAUGAUGUUUCAGUUAGCAACUACCAGUGGAGUCUUUACGGCAAACAUGGUUAAUUAUGGAACACAAAAGCUUAAGCCAUGGGGAUGGAGACUCUCUCUAGGCCUAGCAGCAUUUCCAGCUGUAUUGAUGACUGUGGGAGGGAUAUAUCUGUCUGAGACACCUAAUAGUUUAAUCGAACGGGGAAUGCGAGAUAAAGGAAGAAAAGUCCUAGAGAAAAUCAGAGGAACCAAAAAUGUUGAUGCAGAAUUUGACGACAUGGUUGAUGCAAGUGAGUUGGCUAACUCAAUCAAGCAUCCAUUCAGAAACAUCCUUAUAAAAAGGAACAGGCCUCAAUUGGUUAUGGCAAUCCUGCUACCAGCAUUUCAGAUUCUGACAGGAAUAAAUUCUAUUCUCUUCUAUGCUCCAGUGCUGUUUCAAAGUAUGGGAUUUGGGCGCAAUGCUUCCCUCUACUCCUCAGCUGUGACUGGAGCGGCUCUUUGUUCCUCUACCUUUAUUGCUAUCGCAACAGUCGAUAGACUGGGCCGGAGAUUUUUACUUAUCAGUGGUGGAAUACAAAUGAUAACAUGCCAGGUAAUUGUUUCUAUAAUCUUGGGGGUGAAGUUCGGGGACAACCAGAAACUAUCUAAAGUCUUCUCGGUGUUGGUUGUCAUUGUGAUUUGCUUGUUUGUUGUAGCCUUUGGAUGGUCAUGGGGUGGGCUUGGCUGGACCAUUCCAAGCGAGAUAUUUCCACUGGAAACCCGAUCAGCUGGACAAAGCAUUACAGUAGCUGUAAAUCUUUUAUUUACUUUUGUGAUAGCUCAGGUUUUCCUAUCCCUCCUCUGUGCAUUCAAGUUCGGAAUCUUCCUCUUCUUUGCUAGCUGGAUUCUUGUCAUGACUAUUUUCGUUUACUUCUUCCUCCCUGAAACUAAGGGAGUUCCUAUCGAAGAGAUGAUAUUCCUAUGGAGAAAGCAUUGGUUUUGGAAGAAGAUAGUGCCUGGAAAUCCAAAUGAUGACACUCAAUACGAGGAAGGGAAAGGCGUCGGGCCUAAUUCAAUUUGAUUCUGAGUGUGUCAGCUCAUGCCCAUAUCCACUGUUAUGGAUAUCAGGGAAAAGAGAGGAAAAGGAUAAGGCCUGCCUAAGUUAUAAAUAAGCAUGCAAAUGACAAACGAAAAAGAGCCAUAACUGUCAGCCACAUCUUGAGUAUUUGGUUUAGGCUGUUCAAGCAAUGAAUUGAUCCCUGUGUUUUACUGAA
Messenger RNA from Populus nigra (black poplar), 2018 nucleotides. RefSeq names its product sugar carrier protein A-like. Lineage: Eukaryota; Viridiplantae; Streptophyta; Magnoliopsida; Malpighiales; Salicaceae. The record is from RefSeq and is a predicted model, not a curated record. Bases 266 to 1825 code for a protein of 519 amino acids. Gene Ontology annotation, biological process: monosaccharide transmembrane transport. Gene Ontology annotation, cellular component: membrane. The transcript has 4 exons. Gene Ontology annotation, molecular function: monosaccharide transmembrane transporter activity.